AUGGGUAAUUUCAACUCUAUUUUGCAUGUUGAGGACAAAAUAGUGGGCUCACAAGUUCAGGAGACAGAACUAAGAGAUUUUAAGCAAUGUUUACUAGACACUAGGUUACCAGAAUUGAAGACUGUGAGUAGGAACUAUACUUGGACAAAUGGCCACACUUAUAGUAGUAUAGAUAAAGCCUUGGUGAAUGCUAUGUGGUUGCAAUCCUGGACCCAUUUGGAGUGCAGCAUACUUGAUCCUAGAUUUUCAGAUCAUAGCCAUUUGUGUGUAACAAUAGAAGCAAGGGAGAAUACUGGACCUAAGCCAUUCAGAUUCUUCAACUACUUGGCUGAACACCCGGAGUUCAUGCAGACAGUGGAGAAUAACUGGAAAUCACAAAGACAGGCUAGCUCUAAGAAUGAGAAUAGACAAGUACACAAUCAUAUCACAAGAUUGACAGAUGCAGCUGGAAUAGUAAUGCAGGAUGUCAAAGGUAUACAAGAGGAGAGAGUGAGUUUCUACAGAGGUCUAUUGGGUACAAAAGCAAAGCAACUAACCCCUGUCCAGCCUCAUAUCAUAGAAUUGGGACCAACUUUGAAUAGAGAACAACAAUUAUUAUUGAUUGACAAGGUUACAACAAAAGAUGUGUACAAUGCUCUGUUGACUAUUCAGGAUAACAAGGCCCCAGGAGAUCCUAGCCAAGCAGUUUUUGUACCAGGGAGAGUAAUAAUGGAUAACAUUUUACUUAGCGAUGAAUUGGUGAAAGGAUAUGGCAGGAAAGGUAUAUCUCCUAGAAGCAUGAUGAAGAUUGUCAUGCAGAAGGCAUAUGAUUAUUUUGAGUGGCCUUUUGUUGAACAAAUUCUGAGACUAUUAAACUUCCCAACUAAAUUUAUUAAUUGGAUUAUGGCUUGCCUCACAACUGUGUCCCAUUUAAUACUAUCCAAUGGUGUGCCUGCUAGUCCUUUUAAGGCAAAAAAAGGUUUAAGAGGUGAUGCCAGAUCUGUCCAAUUAUUGUUUGAUACCUUCCAAGAAUUCUCAAAGGCAUCAGGAUUGAUAGUAAAUACCAGCAAAAGAUCCAUAUACUUUAGAGGAGUAAGCAUUACUGAACAAGAUGAAAUAAUGGCAUACACAGGAUUUAGUAGAGGGAAAAUGCCUUUUAGAUAUCUUGGGGUACCUCUUAGUACAAAACGACUAUCCAUUGCUCAAUGUGAACCAUUGUUGGAAAAGAUACUAUGCUGGAUUUCUUCAUUGACAACAAAGUUCCUAUCUUAUGUUGGUAGAGCCCAAUUGAUAAGGAGUGUACUGAUAUCAAUGCAAACAUAUUGGUCACAAAUUUUCAUCUUACCAAAGAAGAUAUCACAAUUGAUUGAUCAGAUGUGUAAAAGAUUUUUGUGGACCGGGAAGGCAGAAGUAACAAAGAAAGCAUUAGUAGCUUGGAGUAGACUAUGUCAACCUCAAUCAGCAGGUGGGAUGAAUAUGAUUGAUAUGGAAAUAUGGAACAAAGUUGCAAUCAGCAAGCUGUUACGGAAUAUGUGUACAAAGAAGAAUAAAAUAUGGAUCAAGUGGAUCUAUGCAUAUUAUGUGAAGGGUAGAUGUACUUGGGAAAUAGAACCAAAGAAGGCAUCGUGA
This is a messenger RNA of Solanum tuberosum (potato), 1608 nucleotides long. RefSeq lists its product as uncharacterized. The transcript is spliced from 4 exons. The record is from RefSeq and is a predicted model, not a curated record. Lineage: Eukaryota; Viridiplantae; Streptophyta; Magnoliopsida; Solanales; Solanaceae. The coding region runs from base 1 to 1608 and encodes 535 amino acids.